AAAACAGUAGUUAUGGCAAAGAGCAUCAAAUUGUUUGGCGCUGAAAUUCAUGUGAACAACGUUGAAGAAUCAACGAGAGGGAUGAGUAGUCGUCGUAGUAGUAAGGGAGGAAGAUGGAGUGAAGAUGAACAGAGAGCGUUCUUGAUUGGAUUGGAUAAAGUUGGAAAAGGAAAUUGGACUCGAAUUGCUAAAGAGUUUGUGCCAACUAGAACACCAACACAAGUUGCGAGUCAUGCCCAAAAGUAUUUUGAUAGACAAAAAGAAAACAAAGUAAACAAACACAAAAAGCGCAGUGUCUUUGACAUUGAUUUGGGCGAAGAAUCGUCAAAUACUCGUCUGGAGUUGUUGUCGAAAAGGGCGUAUAACAAGAAAGAUCACAAAGAGAUUUUGAAUGAAGAAAGUCCAAUUUCAGCAAUGCCAAUCAGAUACAUACUUCCUCCUAAUGGAAGCUAUGCCUGUUAUGAGUUUAAUUUCAUGUCAUUAUCGACUAAUGCAACUCCAGUAGUCCGCGGGGCUUCGUCUCAGUCUAGUUCUGCGUCCACGGAUGAUUUAGAUCUAUCUCUCUAGCUAUUUCAACACACAACAUUUACCCAAUUUUGAAUCUUUUCAGUAAUGUACAAGUUAACGGCUUUAUGUUUGUCUCUCAUGAUGUAACUAUUUUGUAUUUGUCACUUGUGGUAUCAAUCAAUAGCACUACAUUUUCAUUGUAAUAAUAUUGAUCAAUAUC
This is a messenger RNA of Solanum pennellii, 727 nucleotides long. RefSeq names its product probable transcription factor At5g61620. Gene Ontology annotation, molecular function: DNA binding. Gene Ontology annotation, biological process: response to ethylene; response to auxin; response to gibberellin. Bases 13 to 567 code for a protein of 184 amino acids. The transcript has a single exon. The record is from RefSeq and is a predicted model, not a curated record. Lineage: Eukaryota; Viridiplantae; Streptophyta; Magnoliopsida; Solanales; Solanaceae.